AAGCAAGUGCGUGGCUUUAACAAACGGGCCGGGGCACAGCAGACGGAUACAGAGACAUGCAGUAGCAGAAAUGGAUAAAUUGAAUAUUUUAGUGGAUAAACCUAAUGAUCAGUCCUCCAGGUGGUCAUCAGAGAGCAACUAUCCUCCACAGUACUUAAUCUUAAAACUGGAGAGACCAGCUAUUGUCCUGAGCAUCACCUACGGCAAGUACGAGAAAACCCACGUGUGCAACCUUAAGAAGUUCAAGGUGUUUGGAGGCAUGAGCGAAGAAAACAUGACAGAACUGUUGUCCAGUGGCCUUAAGAAUGACUUUAACAAGGAGACAUUCACGCUAAAGCACAAGAUCGAUGAGCAGAUGUUUCCCUGCAGGUUCAUUAAAAUAGUGCCUCUGAUGUCAUGGGGGCCCAGCUUUAACUUCAGCAUUUGGUACAUCGAGUUACGCGGAAUAGAAGAUCCAGAUGUUGUCCAGCCCUGCCUUAACUGGUACAGCAAGUACCGUGAACAGGAGGCCAUCCGUCUGUGCCUGAAACACUUCCGGCAACACAACUACACAGAAGCCUUCGAGUCCCUGCAGAAGAAAACACGGAUCGCCCUGGAGCACCCCAUGCUCACACACCUUCACGAGCGCCUGGUUCUCAGAGGAGACUUCGAUGCCUGCGAGGAGCUCAUAGACAAAGCCGUGAGAGAUGGUUUGUUUAAUCAGUACAUCAGUCAGCAGGAUUAUAAACCACGCUGGAGUCAGAUCAUCCCCAAAUGUAACAAAGGUGACGGCGAUGAUAACAGGCCUGGCAUGAGAGGAGGUCAUCAAAUGGUCAUCGAUGUUCAGACAGAAACCGUGUAUCUGUUUGGAGGAUGGGACGGAACGCAGGAUUUGGCAGACUUCUGGGCCUACAGUGUGAGGGAGAACCACUGGGCAUGUAUCUCCAGGGACACAGAGAAAGAGAAUGGGCCAAGCGCACGUUCCUGCCACAAGAUGUGCAUCGACUCUCAACGGAGGCAGAUCUACACGCUGGGCCGUUAUCUGGACUCCUCUGUCAGGAACAGCAAAUCCCUGAAGAGCGACUUCUACUGCUACGAUGUCAAUGGUAACACGUGGACAUUGCUCAGCGAGGACACAUCCGCUGACGGGGGGCCCAAACUUGUGUUCGACCACCAGAUGUGCAUGGACUCGGAGAAGCACAUGAUCUACACAUUUGGGGGACGCAUUUUGACCUGCAACGGCAGCGUGGAUGACAGCAGGACGACAGAACCGCAGUUCAGCGGGCUGUAUGCAUAUCACUGUCAGGCUGGCAGCUGGAGUCUGCUCAGAGAAGACUCGUGUAACGCCGGCCCGGAGGACAUCCAAUCCCGGAUCGGACACUGUAUGCUCUUCCACACGAGAAAUCGCUGCUUGUAUGUUUUCGGAGGUCAGAGGUCCAAAACUUACUUGAACGAUUUCUUCAGUUACGACGUUGACGGUAACCACGUGGAGAUCAUCUCAGAUGGCACCAAGAAGGACUCAGGCAUGGUGCCAAUGACUGGGUUCACGCAGCGUGCCACCAUUGACCCCGAGCUCAACGAGAUUCAUGUUCUAUCAGGACUGAGCAAAGACAAAGACAAGCGCGAGGAGAAUGUACGCAACUCCUUCUGGAUCUACGACAUCGCACGCAACAACUGGUCUUGUGUGUAUAAGAAUGACCAGGCUGUGAAAGAGAACCCCACCAAGGCCCUGCAGGAAGAGGAACCUUGUCCCCGUUUUGCUCACCAACUAGUUUAUGAUGAGUUGCACAAGGUGCAUUACCUUUUUGGUGGAAACCCUGGAAAAUCCAGCUCUCCUAAAAUGCGGUUGGACGAUUUCUGGUCUCUAAAGCUGUGCCGUCCUUCCAAAGAAUAUUUGCUUCGACACUGCAGAUAUCUUAUUCGCAAAUACAGGUUUGAGGAGAAGGCACAGACCGAGCCCUUGAAUGCACUGAAGUAUCUUCAGAAUGAUUUAUCUCUUACCGUGGACCACUCUGAUCCUGAUGAGACCAAAGAGUUCCAGCUCUUGCCCUCUGCCCUCUUUAAAUCCAGCUCAGACUUCAUUCCUCUCGGGUUUUCAGACGUGGAUCAGACGUACGCCCAACGCACGCAUCUCUUUGAUACGCUCGUCAAUUUCUUCCCUGACAAUAUGACCCCGCCCAAGGGUAACCUUGUUGACCUCAUCACCCUGUAGCCACACCCGCCGGUUAGACCACACCCUCUUUAUAGUUCUCAGACUCCUCCAAAAAUAGAAGUUAUUUUUCUAUGUUUUCCACCUGAGGUGUGCCGUGCCCACCUAUCUGUGUUCCUCUUCUACAAAUGUAAAACCACUUUACAAAUCACUGAUGCUUAUUUAAAAUGCAGAAGUAUAAUUUUUUACUCUGGAGUGCCAGGGUUGGGAUUUUGUUUUGUGAAGAUGUGUCAGGUGAAGGUUGAAAUCUACAUAUCUGCCAAGAUGCAAACUGACUUAUUUAGCUUUUGUUUUAUGCUUGAUUUCAUUUGAGUUUUCUCUCUGACAGGUUGAAAUACAGGUGAAUCUAAACAGUUUACAUUGUAAAAGGUGUGGAUUUGAUUUAUGAGCGAUGUGUGAUCAACAUGAAUUUUUAUGGUCAAACACGCGUGCGAUAAGCCAAUGGAGGAAAACAUCAGAUCAGCUUCAGAGGUCUGUUCUGUCUAGCUCUGGAGGUUCUUAACAGGAUCCUAAUUUUACAUUUAAAUGUAUAUAAAAUGGGAACCAUUCUGAUGCAAUUGCCCAUUCUUGAAACAUAAUGUAAUAUCCUGGCUUCUAUGUAAACCUGCUGCUGCUAUUGGAAGCUGUCAAUGCGUCAACUCUUUAAUAGUGGUGAGACAUCAAAUUCUGAGUAAACCACAAACCUUUAUAAGUAAUAUAUAAACAUGUUUAGAGUAAACGUGUCCUACACACAUUUAGAUGCACAAGAAAUGUUUUCCUCUGUGUGUGUGUAGAAGGGCAAAUAUUGGUUGCAGGUGGUCAGUCGCUGUCUGUUGUUUCGAGUGCAUUAUAAUGAAAUGCAUUAAAUUCACAAUUUAGCAUUUACGGCAACAUCUUGUACAUCACAAUCAUAUCCGUUAGCGAAUGGAUUAGCGACCGCAUUUAAGAGAAAGACUGAAGAAGAUGUUGAAAUGAAUUCCACUAAGUGUAGAUUACUGAUUGUAUUGACUCAAUGUCUACAUGCGGCUUCUUUUAUCUGAUAUUUAAUAUCCAUUUCAACUGCAGAGACUGUUCAGCUUUUAAUGUGAAACAUACUAGUACCAACUCCACCUUACUGGGACCACCGAAGAGCCCCCUCACUAUUUAUUAUUAGAAUGAUCAAAGUUAUUUUCUGGAGCUUGAGCGUGACCAGGAAUGUCUUGUUUCAUCUCUUUUGUCCCUCAUUCCGUAUGAGCUGUGGGUUGUUUUGAAUCCCAGACAGAUAAAAGUGUAUGUUGGACUGCUUGUCUUCCAUGUUUUAGAUGUGUGCACGCAUGUCGGGUCUGAAGUUCGCAAAAACCCAAGUAAUUUGUGCAACAGGAGUGUUUUGCUUGUCUCCCGAUGCACGUGAAGUAAUUGAAUCGCUCUUAAAUUGUCUUUAGUGCCGGCCUCACUCACGCAAAACCAAAGGCUUAAAAAGACCAAUGAGGUAAUACGCUUUGCUCAUUGUGUCAACCAUCCCAACCUCCCUCAAUGUCAUAUUCCAAUUCCCUAAUAUCAGUAUUAGCUUUAGUUCUGCUCCUGCGCAGCCAUGCGUUUGUGGGGGUAUAUUCUUAACCCAGCAGAGCGUGGAAGUUUGACACCUUUGUGAUUAAACUAUAUGUGAUUUAUAGGGUUCAUUAAUGCUGUUUUCAUUCCUGGAAUGGACGCGUUUUCCAAUUGUGAUCUGGAUUUCAGGGCUUUCUUUGCCUUCUGUAGUUAAAGUUGUUUUGGUGCCAGGAAGAAAGAAAAAAUAAAAUCUAGACGGAAGGAUUGUCAUUUACGAGAAGAGACUUUUGUUGCACUUAAUGCCAAAUACGUUUUUGCUUUUGGUGUACAUUCUGCAGUGUCAGAGAUGAAAUAUUUCUUUUCCUCUUUCCUGGAUAUUUCAUCUCGACGGCGCCCUGUGCUCUCGAGCGAGGGCGCGGCGAGAUGACCGCACUACACUGUGGCUCUCAUGAAUGUGUAGAACCUAUUAAAGAACUGCAUUGUAUGUAAUGUACAUAAAGAAUAAAGAUUGUAUUUUGUUCAAGUUUUGUACAAAAACA
Triplophysa dalaica is the source of this 4233-nucleotide messenger RNA. It is a transcript of the gene mkln1, whose product is annotated as muskelin 1, intracellular mediator containing kelch motifs. Gene Ontology annotation, molecular function: protein binding. The transcript is spliced from 18 exons. NCBI's taxonomy places the organism in Eukaryota, Metazoa, Chordata, Actinopteri, Cypriniformes, Nemacheilidae. The record is from RefSeq and is a predicted model, not a curated record. Gene Ontology annotation, cellular component: cytoplasm. Bases 71 to 2191 code for a protein of 706 amino acids.